AUGUCCUCAAAACAAGACAAUCAGCGCCUCAGCGGAAUCGCCAAUGUCACUGGCACACAAAACACUAGUCGAAUGGCAACGGCAAAGACGGGUCAACAGGAGAAACAAGAGGAUCUGGGCCCUACCCAACUGCUAGGGGAACACAUGAACGCGGAGGGCAACCCUGUCCCCGACUCCCCGGCUGGAAAGCAAAGUAAGGAUGACGUCGAUGUGUAUGAGGCUAUGACCAAGGACUUUGAUGACUAG
Messenger RNA from Penicillium longicatenatum, 246 nucleotides. RefSeq lists its product as uncharacterized. Bases 1 to 246 code for a protein of 81 amino acids. The record is from RefSeq and is a predicted model, not a curated record. NCBI's taxonomy places the organism in Eukaryota, Fungi, Ascomycota, Eurotiomycetes, Eurotiales, Aspergillaceae. The transcript has a single exon.